CGUUUCCGCCUUCGUGUCCGGUUGCGGAGGGCGGCCGCGGCGGGGAGCAGCGGUGUGCGGCUCUGCGUUGGGCCGUGCCGCCGCCAUGGAGACGCUGUACCGCCUGCCCUUCGCCGUGCUCGAGUGCCCCAACAUCAAGCUGAAGCGGCCGAGCUGGGUGCACAUGCCCUCGGCCAUGACCGUUUACGCGCUGGUGGUGGUGUCCUACUUCCUCAUCACCGGAGGGAUUAUAUAUGACGUGAUUGUGGAACCUCCCAGCGUGGGGUCAAUGACAGAUGAACACGGGCAUCAGAGGCCAGUGGCCUUCUUGGCAUACAGAGUAAAUGGGCAAUAUAUUAUGGAAGGGCUUGCAUCCAGCUUCCUCUUCACAAUGGGUGGCCUAGGAUUCAUAAUUCUGGAUCGAUCCAAUGCACCAAAUAUCCCCAAGCUGAAUAGGUUUCUCUUGCUCUUUAUUGGAUUUGUCAGCGUGCUUUUGAGCUUCUUCAUGGCCAGAGUUUUCAUGAGGAUGAAAUUACCGGGCUACUUGAUGGGUUAGUACUGUUUGUGCUGUAUGAAAGCCUCAGUUGAAUUUACUCCUCUCCAUGAAGUGUUUAAGAAGAAGCAGCAAGCAAUUCCAUAGUCUCCAUCAACAGGAAAGAGACCUGGCCAUGAGAAACAACGAGGGAAAGAACGCUUUCUCUGCAAACAAACUCUCACUACCAGUGGCUGAUUUGUAGUUUUGAAACAAAGUUUUAGGGCUUUUGAAAAGAGCAAGUUACCUCACUGGGUUUUUCUCUUAUACCCCAGCUCAGUAUGAAAUAGAUAACCUAUCUUUAGCUCUACCUGAAAUGACCAUUAGCCAUUGGCUUGACAGUUCUUUGUUGCAGUUCUGUCAUCUCUUCCCUGUGUGGGACAGUUACAUGGAUGAAUCAGAGAAGAAACACCCAAACACUUCUUCAUAAGUUAUAAUUGGAAAAUUAGUAAUUUUGGAUGCUUUACAGUCAAAAUACUAUGUGUCUGAAAUGGUUUCAAAGGCACAUUUUGCCUUUAUUAAUGGCUCUAUGUGAGCAAAUUCAGACAUGCACUGGGAAAGGCAAACUGUAUGAAUGUGCAUUUCUUUUUGAAAAAGUGUACAAAUGGAGCCAAAUAAAACUUAUUUUCUACAAAAUUGUUUGAGUUUUAUGCAGUUUCUGAAGGCUUUUCUUGUGUGCAUGGCCUGUUCUACAUCCAGACUGGAAAUGCCAUACUAUGACUACACAAUUGUAGCUUUAUUUUUCACUAUUGAAUAAUGAUUUUUUUCUUUUUUUUAAUAUCAGGAAAAAGUAACCUCAUAGUUUCCAUGAACUUGUACUGUAUCCAAAUGACAUACUGUUAUCAGUAGCCAAGAAGACUUCUGAAGCUGCUGCUUUUUUGUGAGAGGCAAGGCUCCAACUUGUUUUGUCUUCGUUGUAAAAGGUUGAAUGUUACCAUCAUGUUUCAUUGAAGUCAUGUAUUGCAUUCUGGGAGAAGGAAAGAUCUCUCUAAAUCUCCAUAAAUGUCUUUUUUGCAAGCCA
Molecule: messenger RNA, 1532 nt
Organism: Falco peregrinus (peregrine falcon)
Lineage: Eukaryota; Metazoa; Chordata; Aves; Falconiformes; Falconidae
Gene: OSTC
Product: oligosaccharyltransferase complex non-catalytic subunit
Exons: 4
Coding region: 86-535 (149 amino acids)
Cellular component (GO): oligosaccharyltransferase complex
Source: RefSeq, a predicted model, not a curated record